Messenger RNA from Cydia pomonella (codling moth), 3888 nucleotides. RefSeq lists its product as uncharacterized. The transcript has 2 exons. Bases 137 to 634 code for a protein of 165 amino acids. Lineage: Eukaryota; Metazoa; Arthropoda; Insecta; Lepidoptera; Tortricidae. The record is from RefSeq and is a predicted model, not a curated record.
GAACAGACUGAAAUAAAGCUGCCUAAUGACAGGAAAUCUAGCCCAUAGACAAUUUAACGCAUCUCCGAGACAUUUUGUAAUUGAAUUGAAGCAUUUUUGACAAUAGAUCUAACGGAUAACGAGGAUAACGAGGACCAUGUCGAGGCAAAAGCAUUUUUGUUGUGACGACGAAACCGGCGAGAUUAUAACUUACCUCGUUAAUGACGAGACUGGCGAGCCGACGCCAUCGUCGUCUUCCGUCGUGCUCGGGCCGCGCGCGGCCGUUCCUCCAACCGAGAUCAUAAAGUUUCCUAAGGGAUAUAUGAGUAAGACGAAAAAAUUCCAAGCGUUAAAAGAGAAUAUCAUCAGAGGUUCUAACGUGUUUAGUCCGAGGUUGCUUCUGAUACCGCUGGCGGCAGUUUUUCCAGCAGUUCUGAUCAUGUUACUGAUGAUGGCCGAAGUUUUUAUACACGUCUGCUGCCACAAACAGAACAAGUCACUGAAGGACACAAGCCUGUACUACCGCAGUCCACUCCACAUGGUUACGAGCAUCUUCUGUGGCAUGUGCCGAGAGGACGAGAUGUCUUCCAAGAUUGGGCAGCUGCAGGACCAAAGGAGGUGCCGCUAUGGUUACUUUCAGGGAAUAACUAUUUAAUAAUUUUAGAUAUUUACAAUCAUCAUUGCUCUCAAUUGGGUUAUGCCAGAAAAACUAAGCCCCAGUUUAUAUGUUUUCAUAUUGGAUAUGCGUAGGAAGCUUAUAUAACUCUUACUCGAACCAGGUGGUAACACAAUAGGGCAUAAAUCAACAUGGUGGUUAGAAUCUACAAAAAAUAUUGUUUGAAGUACUAUGUCUACGUUUAGCUAUUUAGGAUAUGGAUAAAAAGGGGGAGGAGUAAGGUCCGUCACAGAAGGAUAAUAUAUAUUACUAGCCAUAAUGAUGCUGACAGAUAUCUUAUAGUAUAACUCUCACCACACACAUCAAUAAUUAUUAUUAUAGCUUAUGUAUGUAAUUUUACAUUUCAAAUGUGUUGUUAGUGAUUUAAGAAACAAAAUCUUAAUAUAUAUGUAUGUAUAUAUUAGUUAGUUAACUAGUUUUUUUAUUUUUUUUAUUACACUGAUCUUGUUAGGGUAAAAGCCUCCUCAAUUCCCUUCCACUUCUCUCUAUCUUUAGCUUUCUCCAUCCCAUCCUUACCAGCUAUUUUGGUGACUUCAUCAGCCCACCUUUUAUAAGGUCUUUUUUUAUUUAAUCAAUUUUUAAGGAAUGGGGUUUCGCCACGCACGUGACGAUGUCACCCCUGUAUUGAAAUCUACAAAAUCACCUCUACUACUACAUUAUUUUUAAAUAUAAAUUGCACAUCAUCUGAUAAAGGCGAUGCCAGGAAGAUGUUGCAACUACCCAUGUUAUUAGAAUUGUGCCAUGCCAUAUCACUCCUCAGCGCUUCGUUGCGGUCACACUCCAUCAAAACAUGGUGGACAUCUUCUACUUUGUUACACUCUGGGCAGUUUGGUGACACAGCUAAUUUCAUAAGGUGCUUGAAUUUGUUCGAUGGAAUAUGUCCGGAACGAAGCCUGAGGAGUGCUACUACCCGUUUCCUGCUUAGCCUUUUGUCAAACCAUGGGACAUGAGGAGGCUGACAUUGAACUGUUCUGUACCAGAUUCCUUUAGUAAGUGAUCGCUCAUCAAAAUACUCCUUCCAAACCUGCCUGCACCUCCUGACUUUACCCAGUACUUCGCUGUGUACUGGUAGACAACAGUAUGGAAUACCGUCCGAUAUUGCAAGUUUUGCUGCUCGGUCGGUCUUCUCCUUGUUCUUUUCCCUUCUGGUCCCUUCCAUUUCGUAUUUUGUAUCGUCCAUCUUUUGUCAUUAUAUCUAGAUAUGUGGCCAGACCGUUGCCAUUUUAGGUGCAUGGCAUGUUGCACGGCGUAAACAAUCAUGGUUUUCUUCCUAAUUUCCUCAGUCACAUCAACAAUACCAAAAUAUAUAUCGCUGUCUGUCUAGCUCCUACAUUGUGAGAGAGACAAAAUAUAUCGCAGGGUAUCUUAAGAUGCUUUGCUAUAAGAUAUCUUGGUAUAUUAUCCUUCCAUCUGUGACGGGCUUAAGAUUAUAAAGGAUCCUUUUGAAUACCAGAACUGGCCAAUAUGCUGAAGAAACUCAUAUAUUAUAUGCACAUACAUAAUUUUACAUGAGUUGAGUAUGUUUAUUUUGUCAUAUACAUUAUUUUAUAUGAGUUUCUUUUCAUGAGCUUAAUUUGAAUCUCAUGAAAUGUUGAUAGAUACUCCUUACUUUUUUAUAUUUUGGCUAUAGCUUGGUAACUCGUGGUGCUGUAUCUAUUUAUACAUAAAUUAUUUUAUAUGGUCUCAGUGGAUCGUACCAUUGCCGCAUCGUCAUGAUGCCGGCUGUCUAUUGCAAUACACCAUGCGAGCGUGAAUAGCCGGGUCCACACUGAGCUGACUGACGAGCGUCUACACUGGCCGUUUUGUGCGUGAGGAAAUUGCCUCUCGAGUAUGCUUGCUCAGUGUGGACCCGGCUAAUGUCACCAAACUGUUUUCAAAUACCAUAAAUAAGGUUCAUGAGUUAAAUAUGUAAGCGCAGCCUCGUAAAAACGAAUCGAGUUUACACUCAAAAGACUAGUUCCUAAAAAUACUAGUGGUAAGCAGUCGCCGUAGCCUUCAAACUGUAGAGCCGCUGAAACUUGUUAUCAACUUUAAAAAAAUUAACCCUUUGACCGCAGACAUUCUCAGACGCGCACGGUUUCUUUAAUACAUUUUACGUAAUAUACGAUGGCGCGUUAUGAAUAGGCUUGUCGUUCAAAGGGUUAAAAUCUUUGAAUAUUUCUCCUUAAUAUGUCUAGAAUUUCUCAAGUAGGUUAAGUUAGAUUGUAAUAUGGUGAUGGGAACAAUUCGAAUACCUAAUAUAAGUAAACAAUUGUAUUGGCAGCCAUACAUGCAUGGGCGAAUUUAUUUUUACACCGACAAUUCGCGUUUCUGGCGUUAUCUUGAAUUACCAAGAAAUCACGUUUCCGAUUGGAAUAAUUGUUUAAAUAAGUCUAACAUAAAAUGUGGUAUUAUCUAUGAAAAGGGACCUUAUUGUCGAUGGCGCUUACGCUGCACUGCGUCGUGCAGCGUUAUACAUGUAUCGGAGCGUCGAUUAUAACGGCGGAAGCGCCAUCGACAAUAAGGUCCCUUUUCAUAGAUAACGUCACAAAUGAUAUAAAAAGUCGUGGACAUAAUUACUAGAUUAAGAGUCUAAUGGCGUUAUUCAUAAACGUGUUACAGGCCUGAAUUAGUUAUGAAUCGUUUGUCUUUAUCUGUCAUUUUGACUUAUGUAUUUUCAAGAAAGGAAUAAAAAAUAAUUUAACUAAAUCAGGCUUGUAAAGUUUUAUGAAUAAGGGGUAAAAGUUUACUCGCCCGCAUAAUAAAAUCGCAAUGAUUUUUGGCGUGUUAAAAUAACCGCAACCGCAAUAAUUCAUUCUAAUUCGGACCUAAAAUUUAUGUUACAUACUGGAUUUUUGUAAUGUUUUUGUACAGUCAGCGUCAAAUACUUUGCAGCAGUCAAAGUGGCCAAAUAGUUCGGUACACCAUACUAAAUAUAUGGUGUACCGAACUAUUUGGCUACUUUGGUUGCUAUAAAGUAUUUGACGCUGACUGUACCAUCUCACUCAUAUCGGACGAAAAGAUAGUUAUAUUAAAAUUGUCAUAAUCAGAAGAGAUCUCAACGUCAUUGAGUUUGGACUUGUUAAAACCAAGCUCAAUUUUAAAUGGCUAUCUUUGACAAUGUUUGCAUGCAUAUACCUCGUUUUUUUUAUUCUCAAAUAUUUAAGUCACGUUAAGAUAUUACUUACCAUUUUGUGAUAUUUAUUUUCAAAAUUUUACUAGUUGUUUUACUCGAAAUAAAGAUUUUAACAUAA